AGGCGCCUUACUAGCAAAUACUCACUGAGACAGAGCGCAUUAUCAUCCCGCCCACUUUACCUUCACUUCCUACUUGAUCAUCUCUUGGUGACCGCUCGAGAAGACAAACAACACCAUGGUCAUCGAAAAGUCACCUACCAUCAUUGCGCCUGGUCAGAAGGGUAUCCGAAAACCGAAACCGGAUAUCGAAGGCCACUCGCCCUCCACCUACAAACAACAUCACGGGGGCAGUCUUGGAAGCUACAUGAGAGGUGCUCUGGGCUUCUUGCUUAUCCUCCAUGGACAAACCACCGGCGUGGCAGCCCAAAGCUUCAACUCAACUCGCCUCCCUACAACGUUCGUCUCAAAGGCUCCUAUCGUGAGUCCCACUUCGAAGCCUCCUCCUGCUGUUGCUCCUACGUCGAAGCCUCCUCCCGCUGUCAGUCCUACAUCGAUCGCCUCCUCUGUACCUAUACCCCCUAGCUCUACGAUAAAGGGCACUACAUCGAUCGCCUCCUCUGUACCUAUACCCCCUAGCUCUACGAUAAAGGGCACUUCGCAUCCGACCUCGACCCCGCCAAACCCGACCCCUAUACCGAUUGUCAUCACCAACAGCUGCCCUGAUACGAUAUGGCCCGGGAUUGGUACGCAGAAUGGUAUCGGGCCUGUAGUUGGCGGCUUCGAGCUUGCUCCUGGCGAAACGAAGCCACUGUUUGUCAGUCCCGACUGGCAAGGCAGGGUAUGGGGACGGACCAACUGCUCGUUCAACGACGAGGGAACGGGACCGAGCAACCUCAACGGCGUGAAUGGGAACGGCGCAGCGUGCAUGACAGGAGACUGCUUUGGUAGGCUUAACUGCGAGUUUACGGGCCAAGUCCCAGUAACCCUCGCCGAAUUCAACUUGAUCGGCGGAAUAAACUCCGACCAGACCUUCUACGACAUCUCUCUCGUCGACGGCUACAACCUGCCCCUCGGCAUCAUCUACAUCCCCGCCGCCAACACAACCUGGAUCCCUCCAAACCUAACCAACUGCGUCUGCAUCGCCUCAGCCGGCUUUCUCGACCCGCCCUCUAGAUCAGGGCUCUACUACACCAACAAGACCUUCCCCAUCCCCUGGGAACCGGACCAAACCAACCCCACCGUCGGCGGCUGGUGUCCCUGGGACCUGCAAAAAUACCCGCCCUCGAAGCCGGGCGACGGCAUCUACCCGUACCCGGACGACUCGAUCCAGCGCCCCGUCUUUGACCCGUGCCUGUCGGCCUGUGCGGCGACGGGGAACCCCGAGGAUUGCUGCACGGGCGAGUACGACGAUCCGAGCGUUUGUACCCCGAGUCUGUACAGCGAGAACGCGAAGACGGUGUGUCCGGACGCGUACAGCUAUGCGUUUGAUGAUCAGACCAGCACGUUCAUUAUUCCUAAUGGAGGCGGGUGGGAGGUGGUGUUUUGUCCGAGGGGCAGGAGCACGAACAUUCUGAGGAUCUUUGGGGAAGAGUUGAGGACGAUAGCCAGUGGUGGGGGACUGACGAGGGAGAUUUUGGAGAGGGUGCAGAAUCGGACGUAUAUUGAGAGUGUUAAUCCGAAGGGGUCGAGUGGUGCGGGGAUGACUAUCCGGCCAAGUCUGGGGGCGUUGGGGGUUGUACCCCUUCUUUAUAUGGCUGUCGUCCUCUUUUGAUGAGAAGCUGGGCUUGUUUUGCUCACCUUGUUAAGCAGUUGGAGAGUGUCCUAGAGGUUGAAGAUCCCUUUGUUGACAUGACAUUAUACCCCUAUUUUCUUCAUGGCUUGGCGUUCGACACGCUCUUUUGUUUUUCUCUUUGGCUUUGGUUAUCACCUGCUUGGACCUGUUGAGUUCUAUACUGCAUGCUGGAUUGAAACUGAAUGGUUUGGUAAGGAUGGGAACUAGAGGUUGAUAGAUGUUGUUUUGUACUACCUACCUAGUCUUAUACCCUAAAAGACUCUUUUAUCACC
This is a messenger RNA of Neurospora tetraspora, 1944 nucleotides long. RefSeq names its product thaumatin family-domain-containing protein. The coding region runs from base 116 to 1651 and encodes 511 amino acids. The record is from RefSeq and is a predicted model, not a curated record. The transcript is spliced from 2 exons. NCBI's taxonomy places the organism in Eukaryota, Fungi, Ascomycota, Sordariomycetes, Sordariales, Sordariaceae. Gene Ontology annotation, biological process: defense response. Gene Ontology annotation, cellular component: extracellular region.